AUGGCGGUGGAUUACAUUGAUUACACGGCGGCUUUUCGAAGGCAAGGUCCCCUCGCAUGCCCUACGCUUUUUCAGACCCCGCACACCGGCGUCACCUCGCAAGCAGCGGCCAUGCGACAAGAGAUCGAGGAGUGGCAGCUUUUGCCAUUCCAUAGGCACAGCUUGCACAUCCGUGCCUCUGGCGACACCCAGAGAAGGCCUCAAUUCAAAACGUGCAAAGAGAGCGCGCAAAAUCCGACGCUUCAAAGCAUUUCGAAGCCCGCAACACCUCCCUCCAGCUUUCGCUGUGGCCAAGCCUUCAGAUCUGUCCUGCGGCCUCCGGGGCAGAGUUGA
Symbiodinium sp. CCMP2592 is the source of this 333-nucleotide messenger RNA. The record is from the annotation of a GenBank genome assembly. Lineage: Eukaryota; Dinophyceae; Suessiales; Symbiodiniaceae.